AUGUUGGACGAGGAAUGUAUCGUACCAAAAGCUACUGAUCUGACGUUGGCGCAAAAACUAAUCGAGCAACAUCUUGGCAAACAUCCAAACUUCGAGAAACCCAAGCCACCUAAGGGCAAGCAGCCCAAUUUCGCUAUGCGCCAUUAUGCUGGUACUGUACGUUACAAUGUGACCAACUGGUUGGAGAAGAACAAGGAUCCUCUGAACGACUCCGUGGUACAAGUGAUGAAGAACUCGAAGAAAAACGAUCUCCUUGUCGAAGUCUGGCAGGACUAUCAGACUCAGGAAGAGGCCGCUGCUGCCGUAAAAGGUGCUACCUCUGCAAAGAAGAAGGGUAAAUCGGGCUCGUUCAUGACUGUCUCUAUGCUGUAUCGUGAAUCAUUGAACAACCUGAUGGGAAUGCUGAACAAAACUCACCCACAUUUCAUCCGUUGCAUCAUCCCCAACGAGAAGAAAGCCUCAGGUGUGAUCGAUGCUUCUCUGGUGCUUAAUCAACUUACCUGUAACGGUGUACUGGAAGGUAUUCGUAUUUGCCGUAAAGGUUUCCCAAAUCGUACGCUUCAUCCCGAUUUCGUACAACGUUACGCAAUCCUCGCAGCUGAUCAGGCACUUCUUGGAAAAGAUGACCCUAAAAAGGGUGCCACCGAAAUGUUGGCUCGUUUGGUCAAAGAAAAGAAGCUCACCGAUGAGAACUUCCGUGUGGGUCUCACCAAGGUGUUCUUCAAGGCUGGUAUUGUGGCCCAUCUUGAAGAUCUACGUGACAUUCGUCUUGCUGAGUUGAUCACCGGCUUGCAGGCUCAGAUCAGAUGGUACUACCAAGUGAUCGAGAAGAAACGUCUCAAAGAGAAGAUCGAGGCGGUGAAAGGUAUCCAGAGAAAUAUCCGCAACUGGGCCAUGCUCCGCACCUGGUCUUGGUUCAAGCUGUACGGAAAGGUGAAACCGCUGAUCCAAUCGGGCAAGAUCGAAGAGCAAUACGAGAAAUUGCAAGAGUCAGUGGCAACACUGAAGGAAACUCUCGAAAAGGAAGAAGCACUCAAGGCUCAGUUGGCCGAAAAUGCCGAACGACUCAAGCGAGAGACAGCCGAUCUGCUCGCUCAGCUUGAGGCUACUCGUGGAACUAACACGGACCAAGGAAAUCUCCCCAGAACUGCGCCCCAUAAUGCAAAUUAUAGGGUAAACCCGAGUAGUACAGCAGUUAUACUUUAG
Molecule: messenger RNA, 1206 nt
Organism: Cooperia oncophora
Lineage: Eukaryota; Metazoa; Nematoda; Chromadorea; Rhabditida; Trichostrongylidae
Source: the annotation of a GenBank genome assembly